ACGAACUGCAGUAGGGAAGGUUUACCAGAGAAGAGGAAGGGGAAGAGAAAGAAGAAGAAGAAGAAGAUGAUGAACAAGAAGGAGAUACUGAAGCUUGCAAAGGGGUUCAGAGGAAGGGCGAAGAACUGCAUAAGAAUUGCAAGAGAGAGGGUCGAGAAGGCCCUUCAGUACUCCUACAGAGACCGCCGCACCAAGAAGCGGGACAUGCGGUCUCUCUGGAUCGAACGCAUCAACGCCGGCACCCGCUUGCACGGCGUUAAUUACGGGAACUUCAUGCAUGGGCUGAUGAAGGAGAAUAUUCAGCUUAACCGGAAAGUUUUGUCAGAGCUCUCUAUGCAUGAACCACACAGCUUCAAGGCCCUGGUAGACGUUUCUCGAAACGCAUUUCCUGGAAACAGAAAAGUAGUACCUCCCAAAAAGGAAGGCCUUUCUGCCAUUCUUUAGGUAGCUGUUUUUGUGAUCAAAUCUGCCAUUUAUGGUUUGGUUGGAACAGAUAUUUUUUAGCUUGUAAGUUGUUGUUAAUUGCUACUUGUUUAGCAUAACCCGCCUUAUUAGUUCAAAGAUGAUAUAUGUGUUGCCAAACAAAUGAGUAAAUCGUUUUGUCGCGGACUCAUAGAAAGCAAGGAUAUGGCAGCUAGACAUCGAAGAAGAAAGGUAAAAGAAAACCAUCAAUACAUAAAUCUUUUUUCCCUUCAUCAA
Molecule: messenger RNA, 699 nt
Organism: Diospyros lotus (date-plum)
Lineage: Eukaryota; Viridiplantae; Streptophyta; Magnoliopsida; Ericales; Ebenaceae
Exons: 2
Coding region: 67-444 (125 amino acids)
Biological process (GO): ribosomal large subunit assembly; translation
Cellular component (GO): ribosome
Molecular function (GO): rRNA binding; structural constituent of ribosome
Source: RefSeq, a predicted model, not a curated record